AAUAUUAACUACAGGACCAAGAUGACUAUUUAGAUAUGGAACAAGAGAUUUCUACACCACCAUCUAUGCCGGAUUACAUAGAUAUUGUACAGGAAAGUGUCAGUGUACCCACCAGUAUGUUACCCAGUGCUAAAAGUAAACCUGACAGAGGACCUAGACGAGGGGCCAUGCCUCUACCUGGUGAACCCAAAUCGCAAGGCAGAAAAACUAGUGAUGACAGGAAGGCCCCUGUGGAACCACCUGUGGAGGAUGAAGAAAUCAAAGUGCCACAAAUGAAGAAAAAAGUUGGGGUUCCAGUAUUUCCAGUAUCAAAUGGUGUUAAAGAACCGGCCCAACACUCACCGGCUCAACAGUCGCCGAGACAAGGACGUUCCCUACCCCCACCUCCUGCAGUGACCCCUGAAAGGAGAGAACCCGAGAAACCACAUGCAGCCAAAUCUACAACUCCUCAAAAAGCCGAACUUACAGAGUCAGACCUUUUAAGACAGAAAUGGUACCAUGGCAACAUCAAGAGGAUAGAUGCAGAAAUCAAAUUAAAACAGCUCAGUAUAGAUGGAAUGUAUUUGAUACGUAAAAGUUCGCAGGGUAGUGAUCAGCCAUAUACAUUACAAAUUUUCUUCCAUGGUAAAUGUUAUAAUCUUCCAAUAAGGCGCAGAUCUGAUAAUUUGCUGGCUGUUGGCAAAGAGGAAAAAGAAGGUGAAAAGGCAUUUUCUUCACUAUUAGACCUUGUGAACAUGUUUAAACAGAACAUUCUUGUUUUAUCUGGUGGUGCAGAAACUAAAUUAGUGAAAUCUUUACCAAAAUCUUAGUGCUGUCACAUUAUUGUUUUAUAACCUAGUUUCUCACAUUGAAUAGAUUGCUUACAAAAUUACAGUGAUAAUUGACAUUAAAUGACAGUUAAAAAUCUAGUGAUGAUUAUUGAAAACAAUUGUUAUUAUAAAUUUAGGAAGACCCAUUUAAUUACAUUUCAGUAAAUCAUUGUCAAUGUGUAACAUCUAAACUCAAUUGUAUUCAUUAAGUUUGUACGUGGAACCCAUGUCAUAACAUUGAUGGAAAAUGACAGUGAUACUCUUGAAUGUUAAAUCUUAACAAAAUAAAAACCAUGCGUGUCUCUUUGUCAUUGAAAUAACAGUGCUUAACGAAUCUUAGUUCUAACAGUCAUGUAAUUGAAGUGUACUUGUAGUGUAUUGGUAUUGUACUUGAAGUGUACUGGUAGUGCACUUGUAGUGUACUUGAAAUGUACUUGUAGUGUACUUGAAGUGUACUUGCAGUGUACUCCGAGUAAAAUGUUGCGAAUCUCAUGGAAAUAAGCCCUUACAGAACCAGCAGUGAUUCUCUGACACUGAAGUUUGUGGAAAAUAUACCGGUUUACCUGGUAAAAUUAGUGAUAUAACAUAGGUAAUAAUACCAUAUUGAAACAUCUGUUAAUAUAACAAUCAUCUGUUGAAAGAUAAAUAUUCUGUUAGAAGAUGAAUGAUUUAGUAGAGGAUAAAUUAUCUGUUUGAAGAUAAACAUCUGUUAGAAGGUAAAUCAUCUGUUAGAAGACAAAUCAUCUGUUAGAAGAUAAAUCAUCUGUUAGAAGAGGAAUCAUCUGUUGGAAAAUAAAUAUCCUGGUAGAGGAUAAAUCAUCUGUUAAAGAUGAAUCACCUGAAGCACUGAAAAAUCAUAAUGUUUGUGCAGUUCAAAGUAAAACACAUAUAAUAUCUAGAAAUUACAAUGAGAUAUCAGAAUUGUAAAAAAAGAUAUCUAUAAAAUUAAUAUAUAUUUUGCUGUUGCUUUUUAUGCUGGGGCAGAGCCAAAGUUUUGAAUUCAUUUCAAUAAUUUUUUAGUAUUUGUAUGCUUGAUGCAGGGCCUAAAGUUUGAAAAUUAAACAAUUUGCAUAUUCAUAUUUAUUUGCAUGCUGGAGGCAGGGCUUAAAGUUUGAAUUUUCAUUAAUUUGCAUAUUCAUAAACAUUUGUCUGCUGGAGGCAGGGCCAAAGAUUUAUUUUGAUUAUAUUCAUUUGCAUAUUCAUACGUUUUUGUGUGCUGGAGGCAGGGCCAAUAAUUAAAUUAUUUAGAUACAAGUAGAACCAUAGACUAUAAAUUAUACGUUUGUGUACAUGUACAAUCAUUCCAAAUAGAACAGUUCAUUCCACCUGUAAAUAUUUUUAUAAUAUAUUUUUAUCUAUAUACAUGUAUAAUUUAAAUCAUGUGUCACUACAAAACAUCUUAUAAAUAUUUUCCCAGGGGUGAUUGAUAAUAAUAAGAUAUUAAGCUUACCACCAGGGUCUUUUAAACAGACAUCUAAUUAAAAGACUCUGUUUUUUAACUUAUUUCUAAUGUAUACAAUUUUAUUUUAUGUCUUUUUAUUUUUUUAACAGAAAGAAAAAUCAUAUAUUUUUCAAUAUGAUUAUUGUCAAAUUUUUUUCAAAUAUUUCUGAUUAGUGAUGUGUUAAAAAAUCAAACUGCAAUACAUUGUAAUUACAUGUAUUUUGCUCCAAUUUGAUGAAAGUAGCAAUUAUAUCUUGAGACAGCAUUUAACUGUUUUGUUAUUAUUAUAUAAUAACCAAUUUAACAAUGUCUUCUUUAUUUGAUUUGGAAGAGAAGAAAAAAACCUGAGAAAUUUAAUUGCUUGCAUGAUAAACUGUGAGAGAAGUUGCUGUAGCAGACAGUUUAAAUGAAUUUUUUUGUUGAGAUUGGUUGUUGUUGCUGAUGAUGUUAAUAAUGUUAACCAAAAUUUUUGAAGUGUCUUGCUUGUGAAUGCUUGGGUAUGUUUUCAACCCAUGUCAUACUAAAUUUAUAUAAAAAAAACUUGCUCAGUAUUUAAUUGAGAACUGUCCAUUUUUAGACUGAAGUGUUUUAGUAUCAAAACAGCACUUUAAAGCGGCCUUCGGCUUUUCUAUAGGUUAAAUACUGUAAUAUCUUUUUUAGAUAAAUUGUUCCAUAUAAUUGUCAAAACAAAAGAAUAAAUUUAGAAAAAUGAAAAUUGCGAUUAUAAAAUACAUAAACAACAAGGAAACCCCUCAAUUCAUCUUAUCUACCAGUCCGCUCUCUAUUUGUAAAUAAAUAAAGCGGCAAUCUUCUAUUUUUAGAAGCAAUCUUCUAUUUUUAGAAACUAACGUAACUGGCGCGCUAUAAAUAGCUCUCUGGACUUUGUUUUGAAGAAGGCUUAACAGUGAUAUGAUGCAUUUUUCCAAGAUGAUAUUACAGAAUUAAUUGUUUUGAUACAACACAGAAUUGUUUUUCCAACAACAAAAAAUCUGAAGGCCGCUUUAAAAAACCUGCAGUAUAGAGUUUGGGCUGAAAAGCGUGUUGGUCCUGGUUUUAUACCAGUGGCAUAUGUGACUUAUUAUAUGACUUCUUUAUAAGUACAAAGGGUAAGUUUUGCAUUAAAUGCAGCAAUAGAUGUUUUAACCAUUAUUUGACUGAAAGUUUGGGUGUUGUACUAUAGGUUUUUAUAUAUACUUACAUUAUUUUACGAAAAUUAUCAUUAUGUAUAAAGUAUUUUUAUAUUUGUUCACUUUUUUAUACAAAAACAUGAAAAAUAAAUCAUACAACAUCCAAUUUUAAA
Messenger RNA from Ruditapes philippinarum (Manila clam), 3550 nucleotides. RefSeq names its product SH2 domain-containing protein 6-like. Lineage: Eukaryota; Metazoa; Mollusca; Bivalvia; Venerida; Veneridae. The transcript has 10 exons. The record is from RefSeq and is a predicted model, not a curated record. Bases 36 to 809 code for a protein of 257 amino acids. Gene Ontology annotation, biological process: intracellular signal transduction; cell surface receptor protein tyrosine kinase signaling pathway.